UUCCCGGCCUGCCUCUGCCCGCGCGAGAGCGGCGAAGGAGGCGGCGGCGGCGGCCCGCCAUGGCCGAGUCCCCGGAGGAGGUGGCGGUGCUGGUGCAGCGCGUGCUGAAAGAUCUGCGCAACGCCUUCAAGCGCAACCCGCACAUAGAUGAAAUUGGAUUAAUUCCCUGUCCUGAAGCCAGGUAUAACCGGAGCCCUAUAGUUCUGGUGGAAAACAAACUUGGGGUGGAAAGCUGGUGUGUCAAGUUUCUUUUGCCCCACGUCCAUAACAAGCUCCUUCACUACAGACAAAGGAAGCAAUGGCUCAACAAAGAAGAGCUGAUAGAUAUCACCUGUACGUUGCUGCUAUUGAACCCAGAUUUCACUACUGCAUGGAAUGUCAGGAAAGAAUUAAUAGUAUCUGGCACUUUAAAUCCAGUUAAAGAUUUACAUCUUGGGAAACUGGCACUAACAAAGUUUCCAAAGAGUCCAGAAACGUGGAUUCACAGACGCUGGGUGCUGCAACAACUAAUUCAGGAAAACUCCUUGCCCACUCUCGUGAAUAAAGGGAAUCUGGAAACAGCUCCCACGGAAAGGAUUCAGCGGCUAGUGAAAGAAGAAAUGGAUGUUUGCUGUGAAGCUGCUGGGAGAUAUCCAAGUAAUUACAACGCCUGGUCCCAUCGCGCCUGGGUCUUGCAGCACUUGGCCAAGCUCAGUGGAAAGAUUCUUCUAGAUGAACUUUCUUCCACUAAGCACUGGGUCGCCAUGCACGUUUCAGACCAUAGUGGAUUCCACUACCGCCAGUUUUUAUUAAAAUCUUUGAUUGGAGGAACUGAGACUGAGUGUACUGGAGAAGUGCACAAUUCAGCAGCCAAUCAGCAAACACCCAGGCUUCUAAAAGAUGAAGAAAAGGAUGAAGCAGAAGCUACCUGUGUGGAAGAACAACCAGAUCUUCCACUUCUUCUAAAUGAAGAAGUAGAGCUCUGCACUGAUUUAAUUAAUACUUACCCGGGGCAUGAAACCCUGUGGUGUCACAGACGGCGUGUGUUCCAUCUUCAGCACCACUUAAAAAACAAACUUCCACUUCCAAGUGUCUGGUCAGCAGCAGCAGACAAGAGUGAUGGCCUGUUGAACAACUCACACCCUGGUGCUGCAUUUGGUCAUGUGAGCCAAGCCAUGGAUGUGGACAGCCUGCUGGAAUCCAGCAAACAAGGCUACACUCAAGAAACCAAACGCCUGAAACGUGCUCCUGUGCAGGACUCUGUCAGUCUCGAAGCAGAAUACAGGUUCAUCGAUCAAGUUUUAUCAACAUGUAGGGAUGUAGAGCAGGCAAGGUUUGCUGGGGCAUACAGAAAAUGGCUGGUUUCCUUUCUAGGUCAGUGAAGAAGGAGAUUUUAAAUAAUAAUAAUAAUCAACAACAUGCAGGGUCCUUUGUUUAGUGCAAUAUUCUCUUUACAAACAUUGGUGCUUGUAGUGGCACCUGGAACUUUUCAUCCUUUAUUUUUGUUGUCUGUGCUAAAAUCCUUUCCUGAUGAUGGCUUUCACUUAUAUAUAUUUUCAAACACCCCGGUGUUGAUCAAUAAAAGGUUUUUUCUGCGUUUAUGUUACAUGUAGGGUGACUCCAUAUCACAAACUCAUUAAUUAUACUAUUUUUUAAAUCACCUUAAAUUAAGAUGAAUAUACGUUAGGUAGCUAAUACCACUGGAAAAUGUACUCACUUUUCAAUCUCUCUUCCAUAACAAAUGCACCUGAUCAAAAACAUUGCCCACAAUGGAUAAUCAUCCACAACAUCAGCGUAGACAGGAUUUUGGCCUGUUUGUUUUAAGUACAAAUUUUGUUUAAGUACAAAUUAUAAGUGGUUUGUGUGUAAUGUUAAACCAUAGUUAAAAAUUAAUUAUGGUUUAUUGCAAAUGAGCAAUGUAUUGUCUCCCACUCCUGACUUCACUGUGAUGGAGAAACAGACCAGAGACCAGCUUCAUGGUUCCUGCACACCAAGGCUUGCAUUUGGUUUCAGGGAGUGAACCAAGCUGGGCCUUCCUAGCAGAUGCACCGGCACCUGAUCCUUCUCAUUAAACCGCCAUUAGUUUCAUGUGUGACCUGGCCAUGGAAUCCUUGCAUUGCUUUCCAUGCUCCGCCAUGCUUCUGUAAAUGUUCCAGACGCAGUUGGUUUGUUUCUGGUUCAGAUCUGAAUCACUCUGACCUUACUUACAUUUUCAUUGCAGUGCCAGUUCUAGAGGAAUAUGGUUAAUAUGAAGUUGCAGGAAAGUUGUGAAAGUUAGUGAGCGAAAAUUGUUUCAGUCUUACACACACUAGCUAUGUGGUUAUUAAAGUCCUUCAUUGCAUGUUAUAUUUUAUUUAUUUUUCAUUUGACUCAAGCCAGUGUUAAUUAUGUAUAUUUAUGAAUGUAUUAUGAAUACUACAGAAUUCUGCAAAGCAUCAAAACACAUGCCAUGGGUAACUCAGGACAGAUUCUUAACCUGAAAUUAUCUUAGUAUGUGGUGGCUGCUGGGUUUUUUGCGUUUGUGUUUGAAGAACAGGGGGGGGGAGUCUUUUCCUAUUGAUGUUGCUGAUUCUUUUCAGUGAGAAAGACAGUUCAUUGUCUUCAGCCUCCUCCUCAUGUCUUUUUGUUAUUUAUAAAUCCAUCAAAUGUUAAGAGGCAAUUUAUUUCCUUGCAAUCAAGCUUUUCUUCCUUACUGCUUUGCUAACAGUAGAGUGAAGUAUUAUUGAUUUGUUCCGGUAUUUCUUUAGUGCUGGCCUACAUUCGAGAUUCCUCAGCCAUUAUGGCAAUACCCUACUAAAUGCAGCCCGCUUAGCACACAGGCUCCAAUAGGAAGCUCCUUCUGUACCCCCAAACAAAUGUAGACUCUUGCCCAUGACCUCAGUCACAGGGGCAGCUUCAGCCACUCAAUGGGAAUUGGGGCACGCUGAAGUCAGUUGAGAAGCAAUUGCUUCGCUUGAAGUUCCAUGCAGGGAAGGAGCCCUGAAUGGAGCACUAGAAGGACAGCACUCUGGAGUCUGUGAGUCUGUCAGCUCACAGGUUUCUGCCUCUCGUAAAGUCUGAGGUUGAUUGGAAGAUAAGGAAAUGCAAAAAGGCCACCAGGCAAUAUAUUUCAACCAUGUUGUGGGUUCAAGCCCCACCUUGGGGAAAAAUUCCUGCAUUGCAGGGGGUUGGACUAGAUGACCCUUGUGGUUCCUUCCGGCUACAAUUCUAUGAUUCUAUUGAUAUAUCACCAUAGCAUCAUUCUGCUUUCUUGAAUUGUCCUAGGCAUAGCAGCCAACUCCUAGAGGCCUAGGUGCCCCCUCCCCAAAAUUACUGGUAAAUACCGUAUUUGAAAGAGUCAUAUCCCCCCCCCAUGUUGAUGGGCUUUCUAUGUGGGGCUUACCUGCCCCCCCCCCCAGUAUUUUAUUAAGGAUGGAAGAGGGAGGGAAGGAAGGAAGGAAGAAAUAGAAAGAGGGAUAACUCACAUUUGUGGGUGCCUCUGGGUGACGCUGUGAUGCUGGAACUCUGCAGCAAGAGGAAGAUACCAGUACGCCUUGUAAGCAGCUUUCUCUCUGCUUGAUUUACAGCAGGCACGUCCAACAGGUAGAUUGUGAUCUACCAGUAGAUCACUGGAUGUCUGUGGUAGAUCACUGCUAGAUCACUGGCACCCCUUAAAAAAGCUCACCCAAAAUUUUCCUCCUCCCUAAAAAAAGCUGAACAACUAUGACCUGAAGCCCUAAACAAAAAUGGGCCUCCCUCCCUCUUAAAAGAAGCUCAACAAGUUUGACCUAAACCCCCCAAAACAGGGCUUCCCUUCCUUAAAAAACUCAACAGCUUUGACCUGAACCCCCCAAAAGGGGGUAGAUCACUCCCAGUUUUAAACUGUGAGUAGAUCAGGGUCUCUUGGGAGGUGGCCACCCCUGAUUUACAGUAUACAGAUGCAGGAGGAGGGGCAUACUAGAACACCACUGCUUUUUAUAAACAUCACUGUGUCUGUCAAAGCUACAGCCCCCCUUUUUCUUAUUCACUUCCUUUUAGUCUUGCAGAGCCACCUUAGUCAAGUUGAAUCCUCUGCACCCUCAUUAAAUUGCCAAUAGAACUCUUAAUGUGAUCCCUGAAUGCUCAUUAACAACUCCCACUGAAGAACAAUAGGGUGAAGUGGUGAGCUAUCAAAUCCUGCCUGAAAGGGUAUUCUGCUCCAUUGUCUUAACUGCUUAACUACCGGUAGCCACUUUGCUUUAUUUAUUUGAUGUGUUUUUGUUACAGCUGUGUUCCCGCCCACCCCCCCCAAGCGGAGACCGAGCUGCUCUCACUAAAGCAAAGCACGUCUCCCGUUUGCCCUUUCCCCCUUCAGUUUUUGGAGGGGGAAAGUGCUGGUUAUGGUCUGAAAAAUACGUUAAUUUUUUGCUUCGGGGGGCAGCUGCCCCCGCCUGCCCCUCCCCCCGGGUACGCCUAUGGAUUUGCAUGUAACUCAGCCAAUCUAGGACUUGCCAUGAACAAGCACACAUACUGGUGCACAGUGAUAAAAUUGAAGCUGCUUUGCUCCUCCCCUGCUGCUGCCACAAUACUUGGAACUAAGACAUAGUUUGGCUCAGCAGAACUAUGCUGUUGGUCUGUUUUACCGGGGGGGGGGGCAUUCAAAAAAGCCAUGGAAUGCAAUGAAGGCUUGUUCUUGGUUUACUAUCUGCAGCUUGUUUGGGGGAGUCUGCAGCCCGUUGGAGACCACCUGUAGGAACUAUAUUGACAGUAAUUCAGUUUUAUUUUCAUAAAACUUCAUCAUUUAAAAUGAAAUCCACUAAGCUCUGGGAACAUGCACUUUCCAUUCAUUACAAUGGGAUCAUGCAUGCCCCAUUGAAAUACCGUACUUUACCAUGUAUUAGACAAGUUUUUUUACUCCAAAAUAAAGUAAAAAAUGGGGGGGUGUCUUAUACAUGGCUGUUGCAGAGGGAGGACAGCGAUUGGUUGCAUUCAUGAGCAGGAUCUAUUGAUUGGGUGGGUGAAUGGUGGCUGCUGCAAGGGCUGCUUUAGAUUGGCUGCGGCUUUUUUAUUAUUAUUGCAAUUCUUAUAAUUUUACAAAAUGUUCCAAAAUAUCCCAGAAUUUUCCAAAAUAUAAUAUACAAAGUACACAAAAUAAACAGAAUAAACAGAAUAGCAGGAUAUCCCCCAAAAUGAUAUACAGCCAUCGAUAAAUGAAAAUCAAAAGAAACUAAUCCAAAUACUGCCACUUUAUAUCAACCUAAUCCUUUCCCCUCUCCCUUACUAAUCUCUCUCCCCCGCCCUCUCCUAACUUCCCUCACCCAUGUACGAUCUCUUUUAGUCUUAUGUAUAGAUUUUCUGUUGCGUUAUGUGUUUUAUAAUUAUUAUAAUUUCCCUUUCUAUUUUUCUCCUUGCGAGCAUUACUCAUUUCUGUUCAUACUUAUUUAAUUUUCCUUUCCAUAUUUUGCCAUAUACCCUUCUACAAUUUUCCAUUCCUCCUUCAGUUUUUGAAUAGAGCCCCCCCCCUUUAUUAUUGUGGUUAAUUUUGCCAUUGCCAUAUACUCAUACAACUUAGAUCUCCGUUCCGAUAUUUCUGAUAUUAGUCCUGUUUUUCAAUGCCUUGCCACCAAUAUCUUUGCUGCUGCUGUUCCAUAAAGAAAUAUAUUCUUUUUUCCUUGGGAAUAUCCUCUGUUACCAACCCCAGCUAAUAGGCUUCUGGUUUUUUAUGAAUUGUUCUUUUAAAGAUUUUUUUGAAUUUUAAUCCAAAAUUGUUUAAUAAUCUUACAACCCCAUCACAAGUGGUAUGGUGUCCUACCUCCUCCUUGCACCUCCAACAUAAAUUUGAGUACCGUAUUUUUUAUUAAUCUUCGCUAACUUCACAGGCGUAAUAUCCCAUCUUCAUAAUGUUUUCCCUUAUUGCGUAGCAAGCAAGCUGUAAAAUUUAUAUCUUGGCUCCAUAGUUUUUCCCACCUUUCUAAAUAAAUUGUUUUACCCAAAUCCUGUGACCACUUAAUUGUUAUUUCCUUUAUUACUUCAAUUCCCAUUCCAAUAUUAAUUUGUAAAGUCUUGAUAUGAUCUUUUUAUCUGGCUGCUGCUUGGUCAAUUUGGCUUGCGUUGCUUUUGAUUGUUAGUGUUUGCCAGUUGGGUGAGUGAUAUUUGGUUUAGCAUCCCCCCCCCAAAUCGCUCAUUUUCUUAAAUUUGAACCCCCAAACAUACAUGGGACGGAAAAGUAUGGUAAAUCAAAGCUGUGCAACAGCGUCACAGAGGAUUUACUCCAAUUCCCUCUUGGUUUUGACAUUCCUUAUGUGUAUCAUAUAAAUGUACAAGGGAGAAAAGUGGCUAUCUCAAAUGGGGGUGCAAUAAAAAUGUUCAUGAUGGACAGAUAAUUCCCUCUUUGCUUGAGCUGCAUUGAUUUUAUGAAAGCUUUGAAAAGUAAUAGUGAGACGUGACUUGAAAUCCAUUUUUGCUUUCUUAUGGAUUUCUAAACUGAGGUCCCAGCUAGAUUCCCUGAAGCUAUAUAUAAUGAUAAUUCUGCUUAUUAAAUUUGGCAGCCCUUCCAUUAUCAUAGACGUAAGGUCAAACUCUGCCCUCAAAUAUGCAUUUGUGAUGGUAGUAGGAAUUGUAUGUGCAGAAGCCUGCAUGCCUGCAAUGAAACAGUGAAGUAUCUUUGGGUUUUAAGCUUGCCUCAGUAGCUUGCAAAAUAAAAGGGAGGUUAUUUAGAGUUUUAAAAGGAUAUAAAUUGAAUCAUAAUGGUUGGGGAACAGUAUUUUUUAAAAAGAUUCAUUGAAAUAUUCUAAUGUCUGUUUAAUGAUUCCAGUGGAAACUAAAAGAAAAAAUAAACCUACCUUUUUUUUUAAUAGCUGAGCUCUGGCAGUGUUAGGAGACCUAAAGGAAAGAGAAGUAAAAAUUUAGAUAAAUGAGUAUGGCUCAUAGAAGCAAUAACAAAAAGAAGUAAUUUCUCAUCUACAUAUAUAAAAAUGGUGAAAGUGUGGGCUCCACUUUUCUCCGUAACCGCUUGACCAAUUGUCCUGAAAUUUGGACACAACGAUCCAUGCCACUCCCCGAGUGUUUGCAGGGGGAAAUCCCUCUAAUAUCACACCUGAACAGGCAGAAACCUGCUUUUCCACCAAGUAAAACAGCGCCCUCAACUGGAAUUCCUCCCACACUACACCCCCUCCCUUCUUGUGAAAUCUACACCACACCCACAAACCAAAUAAUGACAUCAUCAACCAAGCAACUGAAACUACCAAGGCGGCCAUUACCAGACCCCUAGGCCCUGCCAGGCUGCUAGGCCCCCACUAGGCCCGGGGGGGAGGGGGUGAGCACCCGGAUUGCAGGUCGCAGCACGGCCUUUGUUUUAUGUAGGCCCCUGCCAGGCCGCCAGGCCCCCACUAGGCCCGAGGGGGAGAGGGGGGGUGCCCAGAUCGCAUGCCGCAGCACGGCCUUUGUUUUAUGUAGCCACCUGCCAGGCCCGGGGGGGGAAGGGCGAGCACCCGGGUCGCCGUCCGCAGCACAGCCUUUGUUUUAUGUAGGCCCCUUCCAGGCCGCCAGGCCCCCACUAGGCCCAGGAGGGGAGAGGGCAAGCGCAUGGAUCGCAGGCCGCAGCAUGGCCUUUGUUUUAUGUAGGCCCCUGCCAGGCCCCCACUUGGCCCGGGGGGGGGAUAACCCACAGCAACGCACUUGGGGGCAUGGCAAGGGGUUUUCACUUAAAAAAAUUAGUGGACAUUGUGUCACAAGCAAGGCUCCAACGGCCAUUUUAAGUAAGGGCAGUCAUGCCCCUUUUAACCUACACUCUCUACUAUGACUGAUUGCAAGCCUCUGUGUCUUUUUAAAAAAACCAUGCACUUUCUCUCCCCAGUUUCAGUCCUUGGAUAUUUGCAGUGGCCACCCCCCCCCCCAUUUACAAUCUCCUACCUUCCCCUUGCCACUUCCUGGGUUUUUUAUGGAACCGAACAGCUCGGGUGCUUCGGAACGCACCUUCUGUUGCUACGGGGCUUUGGGUCUUUGAUUCCCCCCCCCCUAGGUCAGGAUUAUUAAAGUAGUUCUCUAGGUUCUCUGGGUCACCUACUCCAAAAUUAGAAAAUCCAAAUAACAAAACACACACACACACACACAAACCAAAACACACAACAAUGCUCAAAUCAUACAAUACCCACCAAAAUAAAUGACAACCCCAAAAAUAAAAUUAAACAAUAAUAACUUCUGCUUCUCAUGCUCUUAUUUCAAAUUUUUUUAAUCUAAAUAUAAAAAAAUGUUUGGGCAGCUCCCAACAGAAUAUUAAAAAUGUUUGGGCAGCUCCCAACAGAAUAUUAAAAAAACAUUUCAAAUAAUAAUAAUUCAUUUUGGUUGGCAGAUUUUUGGCAUGUGUAAAAGAUAUUUCCUUAGUAAUAUAUUUCCUUGUGGGAACCUGUGUAGUAUGUAAAUGAGAGCUCACAAGUACGAACAUUCAACAUUCAAUUUGACUGCAUUCUUUGAAGUUCCAGACUGGAAAAAGGCUGUGCCGUCCCAUUGAUUUAGCUGUGCCUUGAGGAACUGGUGAUUACCAUACAUUAAAAGUCCCCUGCACAACACUUCAAGUACUAAGUAACACUAGAUUGAGUUUUUAGUAUGUCGGAGGUCAGGAAUAUUCAAACUUAAUAAUUAAACCAUGGCAUUGCUGGCAAAACACCUGAACAUCGAUUUAGCCCCAAACUGUUGUUCAUUCUUACAGUUCUUUGAGUUAAUAGAGAUACAAUGUCCAAAAUAAUUGAGAACUAAAUUGCCCAUGCAUUUUUUAAGGAUUCAGAGAGUGUUAGGUCUCCCUGCACUGUAUCACAUAUGAACAAAUCCAGUCUUCUUGUUUUGCCCUUGUAUGCUUGUCAAAUCUUGUUAUGGCAGCUUUUUGGUAAAGGUUAAUUGCCGUUACCUCUGAUAAUCACUUCAGAAGUGAGAAUCCCAUUUAAGAGUAUUAAACAAUGAGGUCAGAAUAAGAAUACAAGCAUUGAAUACUGCAUUAUGUCAGCUGCAGCGAUUGCACUCGUGGUAAGGGCUGAAUAAGCAGUUGACUCUAGAUCUCACAUUGUUUAGUUUGUGGGAUUAAAAAAGCACUAUGUACCAGUACAUUAGGGACCCAGGUGGCGCUGUGGUUAAACCACUGAGCCUAGGGCUUGCUGAUCAGAAGGUCGGCGGUUCGAAUCCCUGUGACGGGGUGAGCUCCCGUUGCUCGGUCCCAGCUCCUGCCAACCUAGCAGUUCGAAAGCACAUCAAAAUGCAAGUAGAUAAAUAGGAACCGCUACAGUGGGAAGGUAAACGGUGUUUCCAUGUGCUGCUCUGGUUUGCCAGAAGCGGCUUUGUCAUGCUGGCCACAUGACCUGGAAGCUAUACGCCGGCUCCCUUGGCCAAUAAUGCGAGAUGAGCGCGCAACCCCAGAGUCGGUCACGACUGGACCUAAUGGUCAGGGGUACCUUUACCUUUACCUUUACCAGUACAUUAUAACUUUUGUGACAGUUACAGUGGUACCUCGACUUACGAAGGAGAUCCGUUCCACAGCGCUCUUCGGAAGUUGAAUCCUUCCUAAGUCAAAGCAUCCAUUUUGCGCAUGUGCAGAAGGCGUGCGCGGCGAAAAUACUCCAGGUUAGUGAAGUCGAGGCAUUCGUAAGUCGAGGUACCACUGUACUUGGAAAAGGCUAGUACAGAUUCAGCAAUUUUAUAUCAGUUUUAAUGCAAUAAUAAGCCAUCCCAUUUAAGCUACAGUAUUGUAAAUACCACGUUGAACAGAGGUUUUGUUUUUAAUUCUAUAUUUUUGAAUCAGUGGGAAACACCUGUGUUUGUGCUUCUUGAUAGUUAUUUGUUAUCAUGGAGAGAAACAUGGGUCAAGUAGUUUAGUCGCCACUGAUGAGUUUUCUAGAUAACAGCUAUAGGAUUGGAUUGUGGUCCCCCCCAUUCGCUUUAAGUAAGCUUUGGGAGGCAAAAGAACCAGGGCAGUUUUGAUAUUGUGAGUGGUACAGUUGUGAAAUAAUGGACAUUAAAAUUCAACAUGGGAAGAGGUUGAGCUGUGAUUACGUAGAUUUACUAUGGGGAGCAUAAAUGCAACAAACACCAGCAAAAGCCAUUUUCUUUUAUUGUAGGUUUGUAACACUUCAGCACUCUUCCCCUGCUUGUUAACAACAAUUGGCAGGGUGUUUAUAUACUUUAUUUUUAUUGCAGUUUUCUUUUAUUAUGCAGGAGUUAAAUAGUUGAUAUUUGAAUAAUCCACACAUAAUUUAUUAUUAGUUGCAUUGUUACCUUUACGCAGCAGACUUGUGUUUAAGAAGAAAACAGUGAUGUUGUUAUGCGGUUAGAUUACGGGAGUGUUUCUAUGGUACCUUAAAUCUGUUUCAGACUCUAUGUAUUCUCUUUCUGUCUCAGUAAAGGCAUAAGGAUAGUUAGAAUCUGAACUGCAUAAUAUGCUGCACUUUCCUGGGUCUGCCCUGCCUGAAAUAACGCAAUUUUUAACCAUUCUGAGUAAAUAAUGUUUUUGGCUGGUGUCGAGGAAUGGCUGGCUGUUUUGUGUACAGCCAAAUCCAGCGAGCAGUUUUUGAUGGUGCUCUGCAGUUUCCAUUGAGAGUGGUUGUGGUUUUGGAUCACUAUACUCAUUCCAAAUUGUAAUGCUUUUUUGCAGAAUAUACAAGUUGAACCUGAGUUUUUAGUAUAUUCUUCUGCUGAAAAUUAGACUGUCAGUUUAGAUGCACUCUAGACAUCUCAAGAUCAGCUAAGUGAAAGAUGGGUGUGACUUUUAAAGGAACCUGAGAAACAGUCUCCUCUUCUGUCUGGACAUUAAGAUACUUUUGAUAUUAAAUACGAGGAGGGGGGACCCCACUACUUUCAAACUUUUUUUUCAAUAUGGCUUUUGAGUGUUGAUGGCCAUUUUUUCUCACUUACUCUGUUUAAUGUUGUCCAAAUUAGUUUUCUCUCUGAAGAGUGAAGUGUAACAAGGCAGGGGGGUCUUUUUCAGAUAACACAGACUCCCUCCCAAGAGUCGAGAUGAGGCCAUGUCUUUAGAGGCACUUGCUUUUUACUUUGAACCUCAAAGCUCGGAUUUUGAAAAGCAAGAACUGUGUCAAUUAAGCCAAUGUGAUUCCUUUUCAUGAGGAGCUUUCACUAACAAAUGCUUCCAAUGGUUUGUGAAGUUGGAAAGCUCUUCAGGCCAGAACUUAUUUCUGCCCUUUCCACAUUGCAAGCGCUGUAUAAUGAUCAAACCAUGGAAAUGGGCUUGUGGUCAUUGAUGCUUUCAGUAUAUAUUAAAGCAGGAACAGACUUCUAGUGACUUCUAGUUUGUAAUACUCAUUUACUCAGGGUAUAGAAUAUCAAGUGCAUUAGAUUCAUUUUUUUACCUCUAUAUAACCUAUGAUGUGCAAAUACUUAAAUGCUAAAUGCAUAAUAAUAGUCUCUUAAAAUUUAGCCAUCUAACUAAUGCUGUAACUGGUUAACAGCUUUUAAAAAUCCACAUUUUGCUCUUGUUCUGCAAACAUGCGGUUUAUUUUGUUUCUGAAAUUAAAAUAGCUGUCUGUUAGUAAACUGUGGGCCUGUCCUUAUAGGUUGCCAAAUAUCUCUUUACAACUAAGUGUUCUUGAGAGGGGGACGCGAGACAAUAUCCUCUUUAACAGCACAAAUUAAUUUUUGCUGCUGCUCCAGUUAAUUAAGUAUAAUACCCACUGGUAUCUGGAGCAGGCUUGUUACCUAUUACCUCUUGGCAUGACUCAGCCAAAAUUAAUGAGCCUGCAUGACAGUCCUAGGCAGGCUUUCUCAGAAAUAAGUCCCAUAACUUCAGUGGGUUUACUUCCAAGUGAGUGUGCUUAGGAUCAAAGCCUAACACUGUUUAAGGUUGACUAAAUAGUGCCUAAAGCCAAGAGAUAUAGUGAUGGAAUAUUGUUGUAGAGAUACAAGGGACUUAAAAUUGGUUAGAUUUAAAUUUUGAAAUAAGCAAAGGAUGCACAAUAGCAACACCUGGGGAAUUAUACAGACACAUGUAACCCUGGUCAACCGCCCUAUAUAGACUCGGUAAAUAUUUGGAUGGAAAAAGCAUGGAUAUUCCAUUGUGUAAAACUGUAAACGGAAUACGUAAGUAGCAUGAACCACCAGAGGAAUAAGUGUUUUCCACUCAUCUCUUCAAGGCUCUAAAGCAUUUUCUUGCCUUAUAUACCUGAUAUUCCUGAUGCCCCACCUGUGUUUUCUUUGUGAAAGAGGCAUUUCCUGCAGCAUGACUUUCCAAGUAAAUUCUUUAGUGUUUUUUUUACAUAUGCUAGCUUUUACAAAACAAUCUAAUGGAUGCAAUCCACAAGUUCAUUGCUGCUGCACAAUCUCUAUUAAUUUCAGUGUGGGGUUUCUUUAUUUGUUGUAUAUACUGGAAGUUAGAAUGAAACAAGCCUUUGGCUCAUUUCAGAUGUAAGAGGAAAUCAUGGUUAUGUAAAUUACCCAUAGUGAUCCCUCUGGUUUGAGUAGUUUCAGUUUUCCUUUCCCUUGCCAUUUUAAACAAGCCACUGCUGCCCAUCAUGGCAAAGCUCAGGGAAUGGUGGUUUGUUUUGAAACCAUGGUUAGUGAUUCCAGAUCCUUACUUGUUAUCAAAACAUAGUUUAAACACACCUCUGAUCUUUGAUGGUGAAAGGAGAGAUGGAGUUUUUGAGGGUGAGGCUUACUAUGACAAAUUUAUGUAAUGGGAAACAGGAGCUUUUAGUUACUUCUGAAUCAGGCCUUUGUCACCUUUGCUCUUGGUGUAGAAGAAAAACAGUGAACAAAAAUAUAUGAUUUAUCCUAUUCAUUAAGAAUAAAGGAAGUGAAUACAAUUUGCCCUUUCUCUGUUGUACACUUCGUCUACUGAACUCUCCAGCGAAGACUGCCAUCAAGGGGAAAAGGCAAAGGUGAAAUGUGAUGUGGCUUGGCUUUCCAGUAUCCAAAGUCCAAAAUCAAAUAUCAGUCAAGAGGUUCUCUGGAUAGCAAACCAUUUUUCUUAAAAAUACAAUAUUCCAGCAUGAGGGUGAGCUUGUAUCCAGGAGCUUGUGAGGAAAUGCUGUGGGUAACUGCUGUAGUUAACAUGACUGUUCUGUGUCUGCUUGUCCACUUUUUUCUGCCUAGAAUUGCAGUCGAUUUAAGAUGUUUGGACAACUGGAAUAGUUGGCCAAGAGUAAAAUUGGCAAUUUUCACAGGCAAGUCAUUUUGGCAACUUGUGGCAGGAUAUACAAUCACAAACAAAUCUUGAUGUGCAUUGUGCAUUCAAGCCAAUGAAGAAAAUACUUGGUUGUACAGUAUUCACUGACACUUAAUUUCUGUCUAACCAUCACUCUUCCAUUUUUAAAAAUCACACUACCCUCUAUUUUUCCAAAUUAAUGUGGGAUUUUGGAUGUUCAUUGGCUUUCAGAUAUCUUGAUAAGCCUUUUAGAAGAUAGAGAGAAGUUUACAUGAACUUUCUAUUUGAAAUAAAAUAAAAAAAUUCCUUCAGUAGCACCUUAAAGACCAACUAAGUUUUUAUUUUGGUAUGAGCUUUCGUGUGCAUGCACACUUCUUCAGAUUUGAAAAUUGAGCUGUUUCCUUGAGGAUGGGCAGUUAAAAUUGGGGAAAGCUACAAGUUAUGUCCAAAUAUAAAAGCUGUGUGCAUCCAGUUCCUUCGUCCUGCCCUAUUCCUGGGAGCUUUGCUCCUGUUUUACUGGGUAGGGGAAGCUGCUUCACAGAAGAAUCUCUUUCUGGUGCCUCAAAUACAGCAGAAUUGCCAUUGGCACCUGUAUUACAUAAAAUGCAAUGGAAAGGAUUGGCCACACUGAUCCAAUUCAAGGGUGAAAUGUUUGUUAUGCUAUAGUGUUGCUUGGCACACACUUCAUGUGGGCAUAACUACAUGGACAAAAUUCCAUUGUAGUGAUAUUUUUUCACAUGUGCUGAAUUGCCUAGAUAUUUUCACAUUCUCAAAAUUCAAGGUACACAUUUUGGUGCAAUAUUUUAAACACCGUAAGCCAGUGUUAGUUCUUCCACUGGUUUACAUGGUGGCUAUGUUUUUAUGUUUAUUGUAGGUUCAUAAGUUCUUACGAAAUAGUACCAUAACUACCUAGGGGUGUGUAUCUUCUUCCACUCAUUCUCACUUAAACCUGCUUCUCAAUAUGUUUGGCAUCUCAAAUUGCUGCCGAGUCUUGUGAUUUGAUGAAAUACUCCUUGAGUCUGGAGAGUAGUAGAAACUUCAUCCUGCUUAAAAUAUUGACGUAACUGGUUGUGGUGUUAACAACAGUGGAUGGGCAACAGCUACCCAACAGUUUAUGAGAUCGGAUCACAAAAUGAUACCUUGAUUUCUCCCCACCCCCACAAAUGGUUUGUAUCCUAGUAAUACAAAACUAUAUUACAGACUGGUUCUGAAGCUCUAGCCAUUCCUAUGCAGAUGUCUUCCAAAUCUAACAGGCAAAAUUGUGGUGGCAAAAUUGUGAUCAGCAAAAUUAUUUUUCCACUUCCAACAUCCAUCUGGGUGUUUAUGUGGUUCUCUUUUGUGUUCAUAUAUGAUGGUUCUAGUGACAGGCUAUACUAAGCACAGUUGUAAGUUAUUGUAUUUCUGUAUAAAAUGGAGAAUAGUGUACAUUAUUUUUGCUAAAUGUUGGCAGUUUUUAAAUAAAAAUAUCUUCCCAGU
Messenger RNA from Zootoca vivipara (common lizard), 14551 nucleotides. It is a transcript of the gene PTAR1, whose product is annotated as protein prenyltransferase alpha subunit repeat containing 1. Gene Ontology annotation, molecular function: protein prenyltransferase activity. The record is from RefSeq and is a predicted model, not a curated record. Gene Ontology annotation, biological process: protein prenylation. Lineage: Eukaryota; Metazoa; Chordata; Lepidosauria; Squamata; Lacertidae. Gene Ontology annotation, cellular component: cytoplasm.